AUGGAAUGGGCGGCGAGGAGAGAUCACCUGGGUGGAGUUCCCCGGAAGGUAAUUUUCGCGGCAGUCGGAGCAUUUGCAAAAUCGGUGGCCAAUCUGCUCAACACCACCACCGUCUACAACGCCGAAACCCUCCUCCACCUCGUCCGCCACCGCCCGCCCGCCGUCCCUCUUAUCACCGUCAGCAAUCACAUGUCCACUUUGGAUGACCCAUUGAUGUGGGGAUUCAAGGGUUUCCCCAUAGCUGAUGCAGAUUUAGGAAGAUGGGUACUUGCUGCCGAAGAUAUAUGCUUCAAAAAUCCUUUGUACUCCUAUUGUUUUCGGCUUGGGAAAUGUAUUCCAAUAACGAGAGGUGCUGGAAUCUAUCAGGCGCAUAUGGAUGAGGCUCUUGAGCGCUUGGCUGAUGGAGCUUGGUUGCAUACCUUUCCAGAAGGGAAAGUCUGCCAAGAAGAUGGGCCUAUACGACGUUUGAAAUGGGGAACUGCCAGCCUUAUUGCACGUGCCCCUAUAACUCCGAUUGUUUUGCCGAUUGUUCAUCACGGUUUUGAAAAGGUACUCUCAUCAUAA
Striga hermonthica is the source of this 564-nucleotide messenger RNA. The record is from the annotation of a GenBank genome assembly. Lineage: Eukaryota; Viridiplantae; Streptophyta; Magnoliopsida; Lamiales; Orobanchaceae.